Molecule: messenger RNA, 2348 nt
Organism: Didymodactylos carnosus
Lineage: Eukaryota; Metazoa; Rotifera; Eurotatoria; Philodinida; Philodinidae
Source: the annotation of a GenBank genome assembly
AUGGAAAAUAUCAGAGAGGAAUAUGAUUCUAUUUUACUUGACAUUCUUCAACGCGAACAAAAUAUUCAAGCAUUUUUGGACGUUAUGUUUUCGUUUUUGUAUCGAAGAACAGACUUUUAUCGUCUUAUGUUCGAACCAACACAGAAUUAUGGAUUUCCACCAGGUGCGGCGAAACAGUUGGUUCUGAAAGGGUUCAAGAAAUUCGAAGAAAUGAGCGCAGAUUUUCGUAAACAUAAAGAUGCAAAGUCAAAACAUUCAAUUUCGACAGUCGAAGAUCCAUCUUCGAAAGAAAAAGAAUUGAAUGUGAAAAAUACACUAACUGUCUCAGAAAAAAACAAUGGCGUUCAUUCGCAAUCAGUGACUUCUGUUGCUACGCACGGUAGUGCAAAUGAGAAUGUAACGAUGAAAGAAGCUGAAGAGAAGAAUCAAAGUGAUGAUGAUAAGGAUGAAACAAAGCAAGAACAAAAAGAAUUUCAAGAUCGACCAGAUUGCUACAAUGGUGCCGAUCGUGAUUUAUACACUUGGACACAAACUAUUAAAGAUUUAGAUGUGCGAAUAAAGGUUCCAAAAUCAAUACGUAAAGGCAAGGAGGUAAAAGUGGCUAUUGCAAAACAACAUUUAAAGAUAGAUAUACAAGAAAAUGGCACGUUGAAGACCCUUAUUGAUAGUGAUUUAGCAUGGAAAAUUAAUCCAGAAGAAUCUACAUGGAGUUUAGUGCCUGGUGAUCAUAUACAUGUGUCAUUUGAAAAAGGAAUGGAGCGAUGGUGGGAAAAUUUCUUAGUAGGUGAAAAAAAAAUUAAUUUGAAACAUAUACAACCUGAAAAGCCGAUGGAAGAUUUAAGUUCAGAAGAACAAAUGAAAAUUCAACAAAUGAUGUAUGAUCAGAGGCAAAAAAUGAUGGGUUUACCAACAUCCGAAGAACAAAAAUAUCAGAACAUGUUAAAACAAGCUUGGAAUGCUGAGGGUUCACCGUUUAAAGGACAGCCCUAUGAUCCUUCUGUUGUUUCACAAAUAAAAAUGUCAUCUGAUAAUACCGAACAUCACAAACCAUUUCGAGCAAAGAAAUCAGGAAAAAAGUUCCAGAAAAAAUUGCAAAAAAAUCUUGACAAAAAUGAUGAGAAUCCAACGAAAAAAGACAAAACCGUUCCAGAAACUAUGAAUGUUGCAAAAAGACGAAAUCCAAAAGCAUUUAGUAUUCAGAAUCCUAUCUCUGCUGAACGUCAGUUUAGAAGAUCACAAGAUAUCAGAGAAAAACGAAUACAUGUUCCAGAAGUUGAUCGUAUUCCAUUAGAGCCUCCACCAGUGAUUGUUGCUCUCGUUGGACCAGCAAAAGUCGGAAAAAGUUUAUUGAUGCGCUGUCUGAUUAAAAAUUUUACUCGACAAAAAUUAACCGAUAUAAAAGGUCCUGUGACGGUUGUCUCCGGUAAAAGACGUCGUUUAACAUUUAUCGAAUGUCUAAAUGAUAUAAACUCAAUGAUUGAUGUUGCGAAAGUAGCUGAUUUGGUUUUACUCUUGAUCGAUGCUAAGUUUGGUUUUGAAAUGGAAACAUUUGAAUUUUUAAACGUUUGUCAAGUGUUUGGCUUACCGAGAGUUAUGGGAGUAUUAACGCAUCUUGAUUUAUUUAAAAAAAUGAAUAAACAAUUAAAUAAACGAAAAAAACAAUUGAAACAUCGAUUUUGGACGGAAAUCUAUCAGGGUGCAAAGCUGUUUUCAAUGUCUGGAUUGAAAAAUGGUGAAUAUUUGCAACGAGAUGUACAUAAUUUGGCAAGAUUUAUAUCUGUAAUGAAAUUUAAACUAUCUACGUGGAAGACAACACAUCCGUUUGUUAUCGUUGAUCGUAUGGAGGAUCUAACUGAACCAGAGCAAAUACGGUUGAAUCCACUUUGUAAUCGAACAGUUUGCUUAUAUGGUUAUGUUCGUGGAUGUCCCUUCAAGAGUGGAACACCGAUCCAUAUACCAGGCAAGUACGUACUCUUGGAGUCGGAAGCGGUAAAAUAUCAAGCAUGUUGUAGAGCCAUUGCAAGGAAAGAACGAUCAAUUUUUCUGUGUUUCUCAAUCAAUAUCCGAGUUUCUGAUUCAGAAUUUUGACUUGCGUUCAGACAACAUAUUCAGAAAGAUUCCCAAAUUUUCUUUGAUUAGAGGGUGCUUCCUUCCGGAGUUAUAGCAUUUAUCGUAAAAGCCCUAAAAAUCGCUAAAAGUGCUGUCAAUAGAAUUUGCAUUUUCUAGACAUCAUAUCUCGGUCUAGAAAGUCUAGAAAGAGUUCAUAUUUGCAGCACAAGCAGUCGAAGUAUGAAUCUAUUAUUCUUCAUCGGAAGAUAGCUCAGAGUGCUCUCUACAAAAUAAGAACU